AUGCCUCCAACUUCGACGACUCUGCCGCCCGCACUGAGCACCACGGCCUCGGACGAGUUGAGCAAAGUGGCCCUGAACACCGGGUCCAAUGUCAGUGUCAGCGCCUACCUCAUCGCGCCCCUCUUCAUGGUGCUCGCUGUGAUUUUCGCCUCAGUCUUGGUUUUUCUGAUCAUUCGAAAGAGACGACUCGAUGAACUGAGGCACACCCUGAUGCCCAUGUACAACUUUGACCCUGCGGACGAGGGCGACCAAGACUGGGAGCAGGAGCUGCUUGAGGCUGUCCAGGAGACUAUGCCUUAUCAGCACCAACUCAAUAUAAAAAACUAA
Neocloeon triangulifer is the source of this 327-nucleotide messenger RNA. RefSeq lists its product as uncharacterized. Lineage: Eukaryota; Metazoa; Arthropoda; Insecta; Ephemeroptera; Baetidae. The record is from RefSeq and is a predicted model, not a curated record. The transcript is spliced from 3 exons. Bases 1 to 327 code for a protein of 108 amino acids.